This is a messenger RNA of Mycena citricolor, 3765 nucleotides long. The record is from the annotation of a GenBank genome assembly. Lineage: Eukaryota; Fungi; Basidiomycota; Agaricomycetes; Agaricales; Mycenaceae.
CACUUUCUUACCGGCAACGGGCAGAAGCAAUCACAAUGUGAACCUUAACGACACAGAGAAAUCACUUUCUCCUUACUGCAUAAUAUCAUUCAAUGAGCAAAGCGUGACACUCUGUGAAGACAAGCCCUGAAACAAUCGGCCUCGGACACUUCCUCUCACCGGUGGGCCCUUCGAUGCCCGGAAAUCGCUUAGCCGGGAGCCGUGAAGACAGAACAAUCCUUCACAAGGAGAGGAUCGACCACGAUGGAUGCAUCACUCUAUCUCUCGCGGAAUAUGCCACUCACCGUGUCCCGAGCUGCAUCCUGGCAGACUCGAAAUCUCCUUACGCCAUUCCCUUCUCUGUCCAGCGAGCCAUUCCCCUACCUCCAGCGAGCCAACCGAACUUUUGGAAUCCCGGCGAGCAACUGGGUUUUCCGUUGCCCAUAAUGUAUGGGCGCUCAUUCCCGCUCUGGUAUACCAGUAGUCCGCAUACCACCCCAUUCCCAGCGACCCGAACCCGAUCCAAAUUGCCUGACAAUGCAAGCCGCACUCUCAUCCCCGACUCCGCCCUGCAUUUCUGUGCCGAUCAGCGUAGGCUGUGCGAGCGACUUUCCGGACUGGCUAGCUCUCCCUCCAGGACGGUGAGAUCGGUGUAUGUGCGCGUGUAUGUACGCUCCUAGCAAACCUGGGAGGAUUCUAAUCGCGUGUUCAGACGUUGUUGAUCCUGUGCAUGGUACUCCAUGAGAAGUGAUGUUCGACCGGUGGCCCGAGCCUCUCUUCAUUGAUCUUGUUGGCCAAAACGAAGUCGUUCUCUGGUUGCACUCUCGAAAUUUACGGCAGGACAACCAAGUACGGUCUCUCAUUGCGGUACACCCGAUGCAGCAACAGGGCUUCCCAAUCAGGCUUCUGGUCAGGGUGAGAAACGAGCUCUCAUGAUGCGCUCUCGAAGCGGAAGGACCGUAUGAAACGUCAUCCCUUCCUCGGCUCCCUUUCGCCUUCUUCUUCACCGUCUUCCCUCGACAUCAUGGACGAUGCAAGCAAGCCGCACUCGCUGCCCCCACCGGACUCGCUGUCGUUUCCGUCUGAAUCAAAGCAAUCAACGCAUGUGCAUCCACCCAAACAAGACUUUGGUUUCCUCCCAAUUCCGACACGCCUCCAGUACGCUCCAGGCAAGACAUUUGGCUUUGGGCUGGGGAUGAAUCUGGGACUCGGCUUCGUGAGCACAUUCACCGUCGCGAAUGGAUUCUAUUGCCAGCCUCUGUUGAUCAAGAUGGCGGAGUCCUUCGGGGUGUCGUAUUCACGAGUGGCAGAGGUGCCCACGCUGUUGCAAGCUGGGUACGCUGCCGGCGUCGUGCUUAUUGGGCCCUUGGGCGACAUCACGAGACGUCGGCCUCUUAUUCUGCUGCUCGUGGCGACAUCCGUGCUGCUCACCAUCGGGCUCGCUCUAACGCACAACUUCCCCGCUUUCGAAGUUCUUUCGUUCUUUCUCGGCAUGACCUCAGUAACCACCAACAUCCUGCUGCCCCUGACGGCCGACCUCGCGCCUCCCAAUCGCCGCGGCACCGCGCUGUCCAUCGUCAUCUCCGGCCUGCUCCUCGGCGUCCUCAUCGCACGUGUCCUCGCGGGGAUCUUCGGGCAGUACGCCACCUGGCGCGCGACGUACUACUUCGCCGUGGGCGUGCAGGCGUGUGCACUCGGCCUCUGCUGGCUCAUCAUCCCGGACUGCCCGCCUUCGUCAGGGCAGCAGCAGCUGUCGUACUUCAGGAUCUUGUGCUCGAUGGGGAAGCUUGGUGCGACGGAGCCCGCCCUGAUACAAGGAUGCUGCGUCAACUUCGGGACGAGCGUGGCCUUCACGAGCUUCUGGGUGACGCUGACGUUCCUGCUUGGGGGUCCUGCGUUUGGGUACUCGACGCUCGACAUCGGUCUCUUUGGCCUGAUCGGCAUUGUGGCAGUCAUGGCGGCGCCGCUCACCGGACGGCUGAUCGACGCGUUUGUCCCCUGGCACGCUACGCUGAUGUCCGUGGCAUGUUUGUGCCUAUUCUUCGUCAUCCAGACGCUGGCGGAGGGCCGCAGCAUCGCCGCCGUCGUCAUCAUCGCCUUUGGACUGGGGCUGUUCCGCCAGAUCGUUCAAGCUUCGGUGCUGACCCAGAUCCUCAGCAUAGCACCAGAAUCACGCUCUCGCAUGAACGCCCUCAGUACCCUCUCGGUUUGUGUCGGACAAGUCGUCGGCACCGCAGCAGGGACCGCGGUUUAUCUUCGAUACGGCUGGCGAAUGGCAGGGCUGUUGUCCGUCGCACUCUGUCUGUGGCAGAUUCUGAUACUCCUCCUGCGUGGACCGCAUUGUGAGAGGUAUACUUGGUUCGGGUGGCAGGGUGGAUUGGGCAUCUUCAAGCGGCGGGUGGGGUGACUGGGACAUAUGAAGCAUUUGCUACCACACCGGUGGUGAAACGGUAUCAUGCUUGCCUUCCAGUCCUGGUUGUCUGUCUUGUAGCAAGCGGCACGGGUUCGACUCCCGUCCGGUGUACGUCACCCUUUCCUUUGGCCGUCACUUCCUGCUAGGGUUCGAUACACAUGAACUUUUUCUUGUUGUUGUUGGUGAAAUCUUUCAUUAUUGCUCUUGAAACAAGCAACCAGGAAGAUCUGCGCAUUUCCAACCUGUCCCUAAAUCUCAUGUACUACUUCAGCAUCUGAUUGCCAAACCCUCAUCGCUCCCGUUCGAUCGAGGCCGAAGUCUGGAUCAUCAACCUGACUCCUUCAACCGGGACAGAACCACGUCGGUUAGAGUCCGCUGCAUGCUCAUCUCGUCACUCUCACCUGGCACUUCUUGUGCUGACUAUCGGCACGGCGAAUGUCCGUCGUCUGGCAGUCGCCUGAGGGUCAAAAAGUAUUUAGCGCCGCCUAGUGCCGUCGUGAGUCCUGCCAGUUCUGAUCUCAGGUAGCGUGCAGAAAUGCCCAGCAGCACCAUCCGCACGGUCUUCAUCACCGGUGCGAACCAAGGUUUGAGCUACCACACAGUGCACCAGCUCGCACAGACCCCGCACGUGCUCGUAUUCAUGGGCGCGCGGCGGAUGUCCGCCGCCGCCGCGGCUCUCGCGCCGGACAUGCACGCCACGUCCGCCGUCGUGCCCUUCUACAUCGACCUCGGCAUCCCCGCUUCCAUCACCGCCGCGAGCGAAUCCGUCGCGUCGGCGCUCAGCACGCGCGGCCUCCCCGCGCUGGGCAUGCUGAUCAACAAGUGCGCCCCCGGUUUGGGCCUGCAUAGGCGUGCCUCCAGCUGACGCGCACACAGCGCAGCGAUGGGCGAGGGCCGCCCGGCCGACAUCCUCGCGAUCAACGUCGCGGGCACGAUCGCCGUCAAGGACGCGUUCCUCCCGCUGCUCGCGCCCGGCAGCGGCGAGAUCAUCAACGUCUCCGGGUCGAUCGGGUCGCAGAAUCUGUACGCUGGGCGCCCGCCGCUCGUGCGCGGCCCCGGCGCAUCCCGCACGUACUGCGCGAGUAAGGCCGCGCUGAAUAACCUCACGCUGCAGUGGGCGUACGAGGAGGAGGAGAAGGACAGCGGGAUCCGCGUUGUCGCCAUUUGUCCUGGGUACUGUGCGACGACGAUGAGUCUGUUCGUUAGCACCGCGAUGUCGCCGGCAGUGGGAUGCAGGGUGAUCGUGGAAGAGGUUUUAUCAUCGCAGGGCAAGAGCGGCGUGUUCUUCAAUAAGGAUGGGCCGUUGCCCUGGUAAAACUUUAAAGUUGUAUACCCAGAUGUAUAACAAGCGGAAUACAAAGAUUUAUCUCUGA